AUGAGGAACACAAAAAAUUCAAGUUCUGGGUGUUUCUCCGCCGUUUUCCGCCGGCUUUUUUGUUCGGGGAGUCCUCAAACACAUCCAUCAGACCCCAUUAUAGAGUUAAACGCCGUUGAUAUCAUGGCUAAGGCUCAAGUCCAAGCAUCUGAAAGUGGUCCUGGGAUAGUGGCUAGGCUAAUGGGGCUGGACACAUUGCCUGACAGCAACUGGGUUUGUAGAGCCAAAACUCCAAUUUCAGUUCCUCGGAGCAAGUCAGUCAAUUUCAUGGAUUAUAUGCUGGAUUUUGAUUUAACAAAAGCCACUCAUCGUCGAGUGAAAACGUCGACGUCGUUUCAGGAGCUACCGCAAAGUCCGCAGCUGUUGCAGCACAAUCAAGAAACAAUGUCUGAGCCAAGGAAAUGGAAAUCCCAAAGAGUAAAUGGAUCAAGUGGUAAGAAUGUUAAGCAAAAUGUGAAUGUUAGAGAGAAAGUAUGUUCCAAGAAGAAAAACAAGAAGAUAUCUAAGCUUAAAAACGAGCCAAGGAGAGUUUCUAGUAAACAAUCUUUGAAGUCCAGUGGCUGCAUUGGUGUAAAUUCAAAGGCAAAAACUCCAUUGGAGGAAGUCUCUGUUAAGACGAAGAAAAAAAACCAACGUGCAGUUAAGAAAGUUGAGUAUACUGACAGUAACUCGGAGGGUUCAAGUUCAAGUUUAAGCCCAGUUUCUGUCCUCUAUGUCAAUGAUUUUGAGUCGACGAAAAACGAGGAGACUGCGUGUUUCAUGGAGUUGGUGGAUAGACCUAGCAAAAUGACAGAUGAAGAUAUAAAAUUCUCAAAUUGGAUAACGAAGAAACUUUUCACGUUUGAAGACUAUGAAGAAAUCUGUGUGAAGCUUGAGGAGCAAAUACUUGAUUUAAUGUUGCACCAAGUAGCUGAUGAACUUGUGGGAUUCCACACAUGGAAUGUUUGGAAACAAAAAACAAACUUGGUGGGUACUUUGAGCAAAACCCAGAGUUUUUAUCCUUCAAAUCUACAGCAUGGAGUUAGUGUCAAGUAA
Molecule: messenger RNA, 1035 nt
Organism: Gossypium raimondii (Peruvian cotton)
Lineage: Eukaryota; Viridiplantae; Streptophyta; Magnoliopsida; Malvales; Malvaceae
Exons: 2
Coding region: 1-1035 (344 amino acids)
Source: RefSeq, a predicted model, not a curated record